Schistosoma guineensis is the source of this 651-nucleotide messenger RNA. The record is from the annotation of a GenBank genome assembly. Lineage: Eukaryota; Metazoa; Platyhelminthes; Trematoda; Strigeidida; Schistosomatidae.
UGACACGUUUAUAGACAAAGCACAAUACAGAAUAUCAAUAUCAAUCCGUAUCUGAAAUUUCCAAUCCACUAACUUAUCCACUUUGACACCUACUACGGAAGCUACAGUUCCUUAUUUCGACCACAGUAGAAAUCGAUUGGAACACAUGACCAUAAUAUUGUGUGACAGGUGACAGUUUAUUGCCAACAAAUCGAUGGACACGUGCCAAUCUGCUCCAAUUCAUUCGUUCCUGUUCUCACUUCACUACACUCAUGUAUAUAAAUACACACAUAUUACGUUGAACAGUCGUCAUAAUUGUACACCAGCAAUGAACGCAAUCAAGGUACUCUUCAUUUGCAUGUGUUUAUACACGAUACUAAACGAGAUCGAGGCUGACACAAAAGAUGAUGCCACUACACCAAAAAGUGUAGCAUCAAAUAAAAUUUCCAAACCAAGUGGAAAGUUGCAGAAACCAGGGAGACGAUUAGGACAGGGUAGGAAGACGUCGUCGACAAACGGAUCAGCAGUAGCGACCAAAGUUGAGAAGCCGCAAGCUGAUCAGGGUGGAAUCAUACUGGACCUGAUUGCUUCACUGCUUUAGAAUGUAUGAUGAAGGAACAAUCGAUGUGUUAUUUCUAGUUUUCUAUUAAUAAAUAUAUCAUUGUUCUAUGA